Messenger RNA from Anolis sagrei ordinatus, 797 nucleotides. It is a transcript of the gene SLC51B, whose product is annotated as SLC51 subunit beta. Gene Ontology annotation, cellular component: protein-containing complex; plasma membrane. Lineage: Eukaryota; Metazoa; Chordata; Lepidosauria; Squamata; Anolidae. Gene Ontology annotation, biological process: bile acid and bile salt transport. Gene Ontology annotation, molecular function: transmembrane transporter activity; protein heterodimerization activity. The record is from RefSeq and is a predicted model, not a curated record.
CAUGUUUGCUGGGGAAGGACAACCAUCCAAAGGGAGGGAAUGAGCAAUGUUUCAUUGCGGGCAGAUGCAUGAAUUAGAGGACACAACUUUGAAGCAUUCUCCUUUCUGAUUCGGUGUGUGUUUCCUUCUUUCGUCUUCAUCUGAAAGUCUCUUGGAAGACGUCGAUCAGCCAUCAUGAAGACAUUUUGGACCAUCCUCUGUUUCAUGUUGUAUGUGAACACUGACAUCGGUGGACCCUCUGUCCUGGUCCUGGCUGGCUCCCAUCACCCAGACAAUGAACAAGGUAGUCCGCCAGACUCCAUGAAAGAUGGGAUGCCUCCAGAAGUGAUGCAAGAGCUGCUGUGGUUUUUCCGGAGGGAAGACCCAUCUGCUUGGAACUACAGCAUCCUAGGGCUUUCAGCUCUGGUUCUGGUGAUUGGCAUGGGCCUCCUGGUAGCAAAUAUCAGGGCAAACAGGGCCCGGAAGGUCCUCUUCCAGGAUAACGAAGGAUAUGGAACCGCACAGCCUGCAGGGACAGAAAUGAAGCAAGCCUUUGUGCUUUUGAAGGAUGACAACAACCCAGAAGGCCUGGCAGACAGUUUGCUCCCCAAAACCCAGAACGCCGGAGAGGUGUCAAUCCACUGGAAGGAUGGAAAUGUCACAGCUUUGUACGAAGAGAAGACAGAUGUGGAUAUCUAGCAGUGUAUUUCAGUGGAAGCCUGGCAGGCUGACAGGACUGCCUUCAACCUUGAACAUCAGUUGACAGAGCAAAGUUCAUUGACUGAGAUCAAAGGAGGAUUGGUGCCCUCAUGCCCAAA